AUGGAUAAGUUCGGUUUGAAAGCCCUGAUACCUCUCAUUAAGCAGGAUCCACAAGGUGAGAAAAAUGGACAAUACGACCAUUCAAUGACAUUGGGUGCGGAUUUGUCUUCCAUGCUAUAUUCUCUGGGUAUUCCCCGUGAUAAGCAACACCAUAGAGUACUAGAUACGUUCCAGUCACCAUGGGCUGAAACUUCAAGAAGUGAAGUAGAACCAAAAUUCAGUAUUCCAGAUUCAUUCAACAAUAUUUCAAAUGUACUACAAUCGAAUGUAACGCCGCCUUGUUUUGAUUCUAUUCAGAAUGAUCAACAACGUGUGGCUUUAUUUCAAGACGAAACUUUGUUUUAUCUAUUCUAUAAACAUCCUGCAACGGUCAUUCAAGAAUUAACUUAUUUAGAAUUAAGAAAACGUAAUUGGAGAUAUCACAAGACACUCAAAGCAUGGUUGACGAAAGAUCCAAUGAUGGAACCAAUAGUAUCUCAAGAUGGGCUGAGUGAAAAGGGCUCUUAUGUAUUCUUCGAUCCUCAAAGAUGGGAAAAAUGUCAGAGAGAUUUCUUGUUAUUUUAUAACGCCAUUAUGUAG
Kazachstania africana CBS 2517 is the source of this 579-nucleotide messenger RNA. RefSeq names its product CCR4-NOT core subunit CDC36 (gene CDC36). The transcript has a single exon. Lineage: Eukaryota; Fungi; Ascomycota; Saccharomycetes; Saccharomycetales; Saccharomycetaceae. Bases 1 to 579 code for a protein of 192 amino acids. Gene Ontology annotation, biological process: nuclear-transcribed mRNA poly(A) tail shortening; regulation of DNA-templated transcription. Gene Ontology annotation, cellular component: CCR4-NOT core complex; P-body. The record is from RefSeq and is a predicted model, not a curated record.